GCAAACCAGGUCUCUGCUUUUUUUGGCUUCAAUCUGCCAUGUCCAGAAACCUUCUCUCCCGCAUCAAGCCUCUUCACAACCCAAAACGAAAAUCCCCUUCUUCAAUUCCUUCAACUCCCCAGCUCAAAAAUCUCGUCAAUGAAACCGUUGAAAUCCUCAAAACCGAUCGAAAAUGGCCAGAAUCUCUCGAGAUUCGUUUCUAUGAUGAGGAAACCGGCGUUUCAGAGAUUGCCCACUUUGUGCUUGAUCGACUGUAUGACGUUGAAUUGGGUGUCAAGUUCUUUGAUUGGGUCUCCGGACAACACCGAAAAAGUUUGGCUGUUAAUAGACUUGCAUAUUCUUCUUUCUUGAGACUCUUAGCGAGGUUUAAGGUGUUUCCGGAGAUUGAAGUUGUGUUAGAGAACAUGAAAAUGGAAGAUAUAAAGCCUACUCAGGAAGCUUUGAGCUUUGUUAUUCGCGUGUAUGCAGAUUCUGGUUUGGUUAAUAAAGCUGUUGAAUUGUACCAUUUCAUGGUUAAGAUUCAGAAUUGUGUGCCUGAUGUAUUUGCCUGUAAUUCUUUGCUCCAUGCGUUAGUGAAAUGUUGGCGGGUUGAUGUUGCACGUAACUUGUUCGACGAAAUGAUUAAGAGAGAUGGUUUUGAUAAUUAUAGUGUUUGCAUAAUGAUGAGGGGUUUGUGUAGAGAAGGGAAGGUUGAGGAGGGUAAGAAGCUGAUUGAGGAUAGAUGGGGAGAGGGGUGCGUGCCAAAUAUUCUGUUCUACAACACACUCAUUGAUGGGUAUUCCAAGAAAGGCGACAUUGAGAAUGCUACUAAGCUUUUUAAGGAGCUUAAAAUGAUGGGAUUUUUGCCUACAUUGGAGACAUAUGGAGCUAUGAUAAAUGGGUUUUGUAAGAAAGGGAAGUUUGAGGCAGUUGAUAAGCUUUUGUUGGAAAUGAGAGAGAGGGGUUUGGGUGUUAAUGUUCAAGUUUAUAAUAAUAUCAUUGAUGCUCGAUAUAGGCAUGCUUUUAAAGUUCCAGCUAUGGAGACUAUAAUGUGGAUGACCAAGAGUGGUUGUGAACCUGAUAUUGUUACCUAUAACACUUUAAUAUGUGGUUCUUGUAGAGAAGGAAAGAAUCAGGAGGCUGAUCAACUUCUGGAAGAGGCAAUAAUAAGGGGAUUGAAGCCGAAUAAAUUCAGUUACACUCCUCUCAUACAUGUCUACUGCAGACAAGGAAAUUUAAUAAGGGCCUCAGAUUUGCUUAUUGAGAUGACAGAAAGAGGGCAUAAACCUGAUUUAAUUGCUUAUGGAGCUCUUCUCCAUGGAUUUAUAUCUAAAGGAGAAGUGGAUGCUGCAUUGAAAAUGAAAGACAAAAUGAUUGAAAGAGGAAUGUUGCCUGAUGCUGCUAUAUAUAAUGUUUUGAUGAAUGGACUUUGCAAGAAAGGGAGAUUUCCUGCUGCUAAGGUCCUUCUCGCUGAGAUGCUAGACCAAAAUGUACAACCUGAUGCAUAUGUUUAUGCCACUCUAGUAGAUGGGUUCAUCAGGAAUGGUGACCUUGAGGAGGCAAAAAAAUUCUUUCAAGUCAUGAUUGAAGAAGAUAUGGAUCCUGGCAACGUGGGAUACAAUGCCAUGAUUAAGGGUUUCUGCAAAUUUGGUAAAAUGAAGGAUGCUCUUUUAUGUGUCAAUAGAAUGAUAGAAGGGCAUCUCUACCCAGAUGAUUUCACUUAUUCUACAAUUAUAGAUGGGUAUGUAAAGCAGCAAAAUAUCAAUGGUGCACUAACAAUAUUGGGGCAGAUGGUCAAACGAAAAUGCCAGCCAAAUGUGGUGACUUACACCUCUCUUAUUAAUGGAUUUUGCCGUGGAGGAGAGUCCAGUAGGGCUGAAAAGGCUUUUAAGACAAUGCAGACCAGUGGUUUGGAACCUAAUGUAGUCACUUACACUAUAUUAAUUGGGAGCUUUUGCAAGGAAGGUAAACUUUCAAAAGCAGCAUCCUUUUUUGAGUUGAUGCUAACUAAAAAUUGCAUUCCCAAUGAUGCUACUUUCAAUUACUUGGUAAAUGGAUUCACAAAUAGUGACCCAAGUGCAAUAUCUCUACAUAAAGGGAAAUCUUUGUUUCUGGAAUCUUUCAGCCUGAUGAUUUCUGAUGGAUGGUCUCAAACAGCUGCUGCUUAUAACUCUAUCUUGAUCUGCCUUUGCCAAACUGGAAUGGUGAAAAUUGCUUUCCAGUUGCAGGAUAAGAUAAUGAGUAAAGGUUUCAUUCUAGAUCCUGUCUCUUUUGCUGCCUUGCUACAUGGUGUUUGCUUAGAGGGAAGAUCAAAAGCAUGGAGGAAUAUCUUUUCCAACAAUUUCAAUGAACAAGAACUUCAAACUGCUUUGAAGUACUUGGAGAUUAUACACAAGCACCUGCGUCAAGGAGUAAUUUCUGAGGCAUCAAUUAUUUUGCAGAGCUUGAUUGAUGAUUGCACGUCCCUAAACCAAAAAGAGGACAAUCUCAAAGUCUCAGCAAAAUAGAGUGAGGGAUUUUCCAAGUAAAAUACCCCAUCUGGGCUCAACAAGAAAGAAGAGGAUCAUCUUUUGUGGGCUUCAUCAGGGAAUUAAUGAAUUUAUGAAAUGACAAAGGAAUGGGGGUUUAACUGCUGACUUCUUUAUAUCUCAACCGAUUAGUUUUGAUGAGUCUGUGGAGAAGUGUUUGAGAAACAUAAUACCUUCUACAUAUUCCCUGGUUUAAUUUCAUCUUCAUAGAAGGUUGGACAAUAAAAAGGAUCAGAGAUGGCUGCCUCUGAUUAUGGUCAAAUUUCACUCUAUGCCAAUUUUUCAGUCAGUUGAAUGCCGUUAAAGUGUAUCUAUGUACACAUCAGCUAUAAUUUAAUUGUAUCAAAUCCAUGAGCUAUCGCGCACAGCAACAAGAAACUAAAGCACGAGUGACUCUGCUUUGGAGAACAUUGAAGUAGUUGCCUGCUCUUCUUCAUCAGAGUUCUUGGAAUUCAAUGCGUCUAACUGCAAGGACAACUUAAACUCUUAAAGAACCCCAAUAACCUGAGAAAUGAACUGGUUAGGUGUCUCUUGUUUUCUAACUUAUUUCAAUAAAUUGCUUUGCCUUCUGGUUCUUUUCCUUAGAAAAUUGAAGUUCUUGGUUUAGCCAAAGUUUUGAGUUGUGGAACCUGAGACUUCGGAAGAAAUCCAUUCUCAGUGA
Molecule: messenger RNA, 3168 nt
Organism: Rubroshorea leprosula
Lineage: Eukaryota; Viridiplantae; Streptophyta; Magnoliopsida; Malvales; Dipterocarpaceae
Source: the annotation of a GenBank genome assembly